CUCCAGAUUAAGAUCUCGUUGGAGCAAAAUUGAAGAUGUCAGAUAAUAUUGCGCCCACCUUCAAUGGAAUAAAGGGACACUUUUCAACAAUUCAAAGCACCAAAAGUUUUGUCGUUUAAUGAAAACAAAUCUGCGGUGAAAGAGAGAAAGAACGAAACUUGGGUAGGCUUGCGGCAGCCACUCCUGGUGCUCACUUCUUUAUCUACGGACUAUCUUCCUUUCUCUCUCUUCACCAACCUCCAUUCACUCUUUCCCGUCUCACUUCCCUCCCCCCUCUUGCCUAAGCUUCAUUCAUUCAUCAUGUCAGCAGAGGGUGGUGAUGGAUUGGCGAAUCCUAAGCCGUCGCCGUAUGAGGAGGCAAUGAGUGCGCUGUCUUCAUUGAUAACCACCAGAACUCGUGCCGAGAAGAGCAAUAGUGGAGAUCGCUUUGAUUUGCUUUUCGACUACGUCAAGAUAUUGGAGUUGGAAGAACCAAUUUCUAAGUUGAAGGUUAUUCAUGUGGCUGGCACAAAAGGAAAGGGUUCGACAUGUGUUUUUACAGAGUCCAUAUUACGCAAUUGUGGCUUCCACACGGGGCUAUUUACAUCUCCACACUUAAUGGACGUCCGGGAAAGAUUUCUAUUAGAUGGUGCCGAUAUAUGUCAAGAAAAGUUUUUGGCGUACUUCUGGUGGUGUUAUGAUAGGCUAAAGGAAAAAACCACCGAUGACAUACCAAUGCCUACAUAUUUUCGUUUCUUAGCGCUACUUGCAUUCAAGAUAUUUUCUGCAGAGCAGGUCGAUGUAGCUAUCAUGGAGGUAGGAUUGGGAGGAAAGUUUGAUGCAACAAAUGUGGUACAGGCACCAAUUGUUUGCGGUAUAUCUUCACUCGGGUAUGAUCACAUGGAAAUUCUAGGAAACACUCUAGGGCUGAUUGCUGGAGAAAAGGCUGGCAUUUUCAAGCAAGGUAUUCCUGCUUUUACUGUGCCACAGCCUGAGGAAGCAAUGCCUGUACUUGAAGAGAAUGCUUCGAAAUUGAAUGUAAAUCUUCAAGUAGCAUCACCAUUAGACCCUAACAUGCUAAAUGGCGCGCACCUUGGUCUAGAUGGUGAGCAUCAAUUUGUAAAUGCUGGUCUUGCUGUGGCCUUGUGCUCUACUUGGCUUCAAAGGACUGGACACGUUGAUGUUCCCUACCAUAUAAACACUAGCUCCUUGCCCGAGCAGUUCAUCAAAGGGCUGACAACCGCUAGUCUACAGGGAAGAGCCCAAAUUGUCCCUGAUCAAUAUAUCAGCUCUGAAGGUCCUGAAGAUUUGGUAUUCUAUAUGGAUGGAGCCCAUAGUCCGGAGAGCAUGGAAGUUUGUGGUAGAUGGUUUUCCCAUGUUAUCAAAGAGGAUGAGAAGCUAGUGAGCUAUGCGGAGCAUCAACCUUCUGAUAAUUCAAGCAUGUCUUUUGAAAUGGCACGUGGCUUUCACAAUUCAACUACAAGGAAAAGCUCAACUCAGAUACUGCUCUUUAAUUGUAUGUCUGUAAGGGAUCCCCAGUUGCUUCUACCGCGUUUAGUGAAAGCUUGCGCAAGUCAUGGAGUGCAAUUUAAACAGGCGCUGUUCGUCCCAAAUGUAUCAGUGUACAACAAGGUCAUUAGUAACGUGCCACAACCGUCAACACGAGUUGAUUUAUCGUGGCAGUUAACACUCCAGAGAGUAUGGGAAAGUCUUGUUAAUGCGGAUAAAGGUGGGUACACGAAGGACUCAGGCCUCAGUCCUGAUGAAGCACAGGAUGAAACAGAGAAGGGUAUUAUCAGUAGCACAAAUAGUAAAGUCUUUCCAACACUUCCCUUGGCCAUUAAAUGGCUCAGAGACAACGCCCGGCAAAAUCAGUCAGUCCGUGUUCAGGUCCUUGUAACGGGUUCCCUGCAUUUGAUUGGGGACGUUUUGAGAUUGAUAAGGAAAUAAAACACCUGAUGACUUGACUUUCCUUGCAUUUGUAUCGACUGGAGUCAGGUGUUUUAUGAAAAAGCCAUCAAAGAUACUGCGGAGCGAGCUCAUAUACUUUAUAGUCCUUGGCCAAUCUUCAUAAAUUGUCACACUUGAUUAUUGUAGACGGGUAAAGAUAGAGGUAGCAAGAGAAGACUUCCAUUUGAUGCCCAGUUUUCCCACAAAUUGCUUGAUGCAAAGUCAUUUUGUUUGAAACUGAGUACAUCCAACCAAACCAUUUCUGGGGGUUUUAGGUUAGCAUUAAGGGUUCGCACUUAGCUGGUUUUCCAUUUGUUUUGUUAUGCUCUUGUUUAUGUUCUAUUAUUUCCGUUGGUGUAAUUUUGAUGUUUCAUUGAAAUCUAUUAAAGAUACAAAGUGCAACUCGUACACAA
Spinacia oleracea (spinach) is the source of this 2342-nucleotide messenger RNA. Its product is annotated as folylpolyglutamate synthase. The record is from RefSeq and is a predicted model, not a curated record. NCBI's taxonomy places the organism in Eukaryota, Viridiplantae, Streptophyta, Magnoliopsida, Caryophyllales, Amaranthaceae. Gene Ontology annotation, cellular component: mitochondrion; cytosol; cytoplasm. Gene Ontology annotation, biological process: tetrahydrofolylpolyglutamate biosynthetic process. The transcript is spliced from 16 exons. The coding region runs from base 301 to 1929 and encodes 542 amino acids. Gene Ontology annotation, molecular function: ATP binding; tetrahydrofolylpolyglutamate synthase activity.